AUGGCAUUCAACUCGCGCGUGGCGACUGUUUAUCAUAUUGGCUAUCCCGCCGUUGCGAGGACCGUCUUUGGGUUUUCCGGGAGCUAUUACUUCGUCGGGGCCAGAGCUGUCCUGGCUAUUAUUUGGUAUGGUGUGCAGAUGGACAUCGGCUCAGGGUACAUGGGCAACAUCCUCCGAGCCAUCUUUGGAAACGGCUACAACGAUAUCCCCAACCAUAUCCCCGAAUCCGUCGGGAUCACGACAAAAGGCAUGCUGGCCUUCUUCCUGUUCUGGCUGAUCCAUUUCUUUUUCUGCUUCUUCCGGCCGUAUCAGUUGAAGAAGUUCUUCUGGUUCAAGGGCUUUGUCAUGACACCGUCCAUCAUCGGUGUCUUCAUCUACUGCAUGAUUGCGUGUAAGGGGGAUAUGGGCGGUGCUCUGCCGCGCAGGACAUCGACAGGGGGACUUGGAUGGUUCUUUAUGCAUGCGAUAAACAGUGGGAUGGGGAACACCGCGACUCUGAUCACCAAUCAACCGGAUAUUGCUCGUUGGAGUAAGACCAGAGGCGCUGCUGUCUGGCCGCAGAUUGUUAUCCAACCUCUCGCUGUUACUCUCUCUGCAACCUUUGGAAUCCUCUCAACUGCCGGGAUGAACAAGCUCUGGGACCUUGAACUAUGGAAUCCCUGGGAUCUCCUCGACGAAAUCCUCAAUCACCACCAUAACUCCGGGGCGCGUUUCGCAGUGUUUCUCGCAGCAUUCGGCUGGAUGGUCGGUGUCCUCGGCACCAAUAUCGCCUGCAACAUGAUUCCCUUCGGAUCGGACAUGUCUCUUCUUUUCCCCAGAUACACCGACAUGCGUCGGGGAUUCUUCAUUGUCGAGUUUCUCGCCUACGGGAUUGUUCCGUGGAAGAUCCUGGCGUCCGCAACGACAUUUACGAAUUUCCUAUCGGGAUAUGCUCUGUUCAUGGCGAGUAUUGUAGCCAUUAUGAUUGUCGACUACUUCUUCUUCACGAAAGGCAACGUCUUCCCAGAACUCCUCUUUAACCCCACAAGGACAAACCCCCGCUACCGCUACAACAAAGGCUUCAACCUGCAAGCCAUCAUCGCCUACCUCUUCGGGGUUGCCCUUCCAUUUCCCGGAUUCGUGCAAUCCCUCGGUGCAACUGGAGUCAGCGUGGGGGGUCAGCGUCUCUUCGAUCUAGGCUGGCUACUGUCCUUCUUCGUUUCAUUCGUUGUGUAUCUGGUUAUCUGUAAGGUAUGGCCGACGAAGAACCAGGUCAUGAUCCGCGAGGAGGGAAUAGGCUGGGAGCAGCAUUCGAAGACGUUGUUCACUGUUCAUCCUGCGUCGGAGGAUGACCUUGAGGAUGCGCAGGUUGUCGAUAAGAAGGCGUUGGCUUUUUAG
Molecule: messenger RNA, 1377 nt
Organism: Monascus purpureus
Lineage: Eukaryota; Fungi; Ascomycota; Eurotiomycetes; Eurotiales; Aspergillaceae
Source: the annotation of a GenBank genome assembly